This is a messenger RNA of Notolabrus celidotus (New Zealand spotty), 5400 nucleotides long. It is a transcript of the gene prkaa2, whose product is annotated as protein kinase, AMP-activated, alpha 2 catalytic subunit. Gene Ontology annotation, molecular function: protein serine/threonine kinase activity; ATP binding. Gene Ontology annotation, biological process: intracellular signal transduction; protein phosphorylation. The coding region runs from base 49 to 1722 and encodes 557 amino acids. The transcript has 10 exons. Gene Ontology annotation, cellular component: cytoplasm. The record is from RefSeq and is a predicted model, not a curated record. NCBI's taxonomy places the organism in Eukaryota, Metazoa, Chordata, Actinopteri, Labriformes, Labridae.
CUCGCAGCACGCCCACCGCGCGCAGAGAGUCCGGCUGUAACGGGGAAGAUGGCAGAGCGGCAACAACAGAAGCACGAAGGACGCGUGAAGAUCGGACACUACAUCCUGGGAGACACGCUGGGAGUGGGAACCUUCGGGAAAGUGAAGAUCGGUGAGCAUCAGCUGACGGGCCAUAAGGUUGCUGUAAAGAUCCUAAACAGACAGAAGAUCCGCAGCCUGGAUGUGGUGGGGAAAAUCAAACGUGAGAUCCAGAAUCUCAAACUGUUCCGACACCCUCACAUCAUCAAGCUGUACCAGGUGAUCAGCACACCUACAGACUUCUUCAUGGUCAUGGAGUACGUGUCUGGAGGAGAGCUGUUCGACUACAUCUGCAAACAUGGAAGGGUGGAGGACACGGAGGCUCGUCGUCUCUUCCAGCAGAUAAUCUCAGCUGUGGACUACUGCCACCGUCACAUGGUGGUCCACAGAGACCUCAAACCUGAGAAUGUCCUGCUGGAUGCAAGCAAGAACGCCAAGAUCGCAGACUUUGGUUUGUCCAACAUGAUGUCAGAUGGAGAGUUCCUGCGGACGAGCUGCGGUUCACCAAACUAUGCUGCUCCAGAGGUCAUCUCCGGAAGACUGUAUGCUGGUCCAGAGGUGGACAUCUGGAGCUGUGGGGUGAUCCUGUAUGCGCUGCUGUGCGGUACUCUGCCCUUUGAUGACGAACAUGUCCCUACGCUGUUCAAGAAGAUCAGAGGAGGCGUGUUCUACAUCCCUGAGUACCUGACCCGCUCCGUGGCCUCGCUGCUCAUGCUCAUGCUGCAGGUGGACCCUCUGAAGAGAGCCACCAUCAAGGACAUCAGGGAACACGAGUGGUUUAAGCAGGACCUGCCGGGCUACCUGUUCCCCGAGGACCCCUCGUACGACUCCACGGUGCUGGACGAAGAGGCCAUCAGAGAAGUGUGUGAGAAGUUUGAGUGCACAGAGUCCGAGGUGGUUUCCAGCCUCUACAGCGGAGAUCCUCAGGAUCAGCUCGCAGUGGCUUAUCACCUCAUCAUCGACAACCGGCGCAUCAUGACGCAGGCCAACGAGUUCUACCUGGCCUCCAGUCCUCCCCAGGGCUCCUUCAUCGAGGAGGGCAUGCCGCUGCCCCCUGGGGUCAAACCCCACCCGGAGAGGAUGCCCCCACUCCUGGCCGACAGCCCCAAGUCUCGCUGUCCUCUGGAUGCUCUGAACACAACGCGGCCCAAACCUCUGGCAGUGAAGAAGGCCAAGUGGCACCUGGGGAUCAGGAGCCAGAGCAGACCGUAUGACAUCAUGGCCGAGGUGUACAGGGCCAUGAGACAGCUCCGCUUCGACUGGAAGGUGGUGAACCCGUACCACCUGAGGGUGCGGAGGAAGAAUCCGGUGACAGGGAACCUGGUGAAGAUGAGCCUGCAGCUGUACCAGGUGGACAGCAGAUCCUACCUCCUGGACUUCAAGAGCAUCGAUGAUGACAUCAUUGAGGCGGUCGGCUUUAAAUCGGGGUCGUCCACUCCUCAGCGGUCUGGCUCCACGGCCGGUCUCCUCAGACCCAGACUGAGCAUCGACUCGGCCAGCCCGGCGAUGGACCUGCCCCAGCUCAGCUCCUCGCUGCCAGGGUCUCUGUCGGGGAGCUCCCCUCAGCUCACUCCUCGACAGGGAUCUCAUACCAUGGACUUCUUUGAAAUGUGUGCCAGUCUGAUCACCACGCUGGCUCGCUGACACACUCCGGACCUCAAUGCUGCCUGGACGUCUGAGAGGGUUUAAAGCCACACGCUGAUCCGGGCAAAGGGCAGGUCGAUGUUUGGAAAGACCUCCUCUCUCUGUCUCCUGUUCAGAUCGGCUCCAGUCAUGUUAAACUCGGCUCUCCGGUCACCGCUGAUUAAAGGAGACACAGAGAGGAAGACUUUCUCACAGACGCAGAUCAACUCCUCCUUUUUCUGCUUUACACACUGCUCCUCUGUUCAAACAUCAGGCCCUAAUCCUGAUCCUGAUCCUGAUCCUGAUCCCUACGGGAACCUGAAGAGGUCAAAGUCAUGAGGGGUCAACAAAGGUCAAGUUCACUCCCCCACAGAUAGUACGGUAGAUCUUCAUCUUGUCAUCAAAUGCUGAAAUAUCUCAGAGUCCAGCUGAAAGGUCCAGUGUGAACAUAACAUUCACAAGAUGCAAGAUAGAAACAAGAUACAACCAAAUAUGAGUCAGAUACAACCAAACAUGAGUCAGAUACAACCAAACAUGAGUCAGAUACAACCAAACACGAGUCAGAUACAACCAAACAUGAGUCAGAUACAACCAAAUAUGAGUCAGAUACAACCAAACAUGAGUCAGAUACAACCGAACACGAGUCAGAUACAACCGAACACGAGUCAGAUACAACCAAACAUGAGUCAGAUACGACCAAACACGAGUCAGAUACAACCAAAUAUGAGUCAGAUACAACCAAACACGAGUCAGAUACAACCAAACACGAGUCAGAUACAACCGAACACGAGUCAGAUACAACCAAACAUGAGUCAGAUACGACCGAACACGAGUCAGAUACAACCAAAUAUGAGUCAGAUACAACCAAACACGAGUCAGAUACAACCAAAUAUGAGUCAGAUACAACCAAACACAAGUCAGAUACAACCAAACACAAGUCAGAUACGACCAAACACAAGUCAGAUACAACCAAAUAUGAGUCAGAUACAACCAAACACGAGUCAGAUACAACCAAAUAUGAGUCAGAUACAACCAAACACGAGUCAGAUACAACCAAAUAUGAGUCAGAUACGACUGAACACAAGUCAGAUACAACCAAACAUGAGUCAGGUACAACCAAACAUGAGUCAGAUACGACCAAACACAAGUCACAUACAACCAAAUAUGAGUCAGGUACAACCAAACAUGAGUCAGAUACAACCAAAUAUGAGUCAGAUACGACUGAACACAAGUCAGAUACAACCAAACACGAGUCAGAUACAACCGAACAGGAGUCAGAUACGACUGAACACAAGUCAGAUACAACCAAACAUGAGUCAGAUACAACCAAACAUGAGUCAGAUACGACUGAACACAAGUCAGAUACGACCAAACACAAGUCAGAUACAACCAAAUAUGAGUCAGAUACAACCAAAUAUGAGUCAGAUACAACCAAACAUGAGUCAGAUACAACCAAACAUGAGUCAGAUACAACCAAAUAUGAGUCAAAUACAACCAAACACGAGUCAGAUACAACCAAAUAUGAGUCAGAUACGACCAAACACGAGUCAGAUACAACCAAACACGAGUCAGAUACAACCAAACAUGAGUCAGAUACAACCAAACACGAGUCAGAUACAACCAAACACGAGUCAGAUACAACCAAACAUGAGUCAGAUACAACCAAACAUGAGUCAGAUACAACCAAACACGAGUCAGAUGCGACCAAACACGAGUCAGAUACAACCAAACAUGAGUCAGAUACAACCAAACACGAGUCAGAUACAACCAAACAUGAGUCAGAUGCGACCAAACAUGAGUCAGAUACAACCAAACAUGAGUCAGAUACAACCAAAAACGAGUCAGAUACAACCGAACACGAGUCAGAUACAACCAAAUAUGAGUCAGAUACAACCAAACAUGAGUCAGAUACAACCAAACACAAGUCAGAUUGGUUGUAUGUGACUCAGACUGUCCUGUAGCCUGUACUUGUUGAGGCUAUUGAAGCAGCUGUUUUGGUUUUAGGUUAAAUCUCACAGCUCUUCUGGUAAUCCUCAAACUCUCCACUAGGUGUCAGUAAGUCCUGCCCACUGCCCUCCUUGAGUCCUGCUGCAAGUCCUCAGACCCUGAUCAUAGGUCAGUUUAUCUGAGGGAGGUCAACAUUUUGAUUUGAGCUUUUAUAUUCUAUAGUUUGUUAUUCAUGGAUCUUAUAUUUAUAUCACAAUCAUGUGACAGAGCUGAAGAGGUCGACAGAUAUACCAAAAACAGACUUUAUGCACCACAGAAGAAGACAACGAAGACGACGUAGAGAUCAGAUCAUAUUUAUUUUUUUAGACACUGUAGUUAUUUUAUUCUUUAUGCACGGCAUCAACAGAAGCUUAUUCUCCUUUAAUAAGAAGAGUUUAUGAUGAGCAGUGAUACACACUAUCUCACUCACAGCAGUGUUUACACACACCCCUGAGCCUGUGUGUGUGUGUGUGCGUGUGUGUGUGCGUGUGUGUGUGUGAUUAAAAAUGGUUUAAAUAAUGUGUUAUUAUAAAGUAGAGCCAAAUAUCAAACAUCAGAAACUCAUUGAUAUUUUUAUAUCUGAGUAGAAACAUACCCUCAGUGAGUCGUUGUUUUUACUUUGUUAAUGACUGAUAAUCACUUUGAAACACUCUCCCAUGUGAUUGGAUGAUACAGUGACAGCUGAUGUCAUGGAUCAGAGGAGAGCUGUCACAGGUUCUGAUGAGGAGGGCGGGUUGGAGGAGUUUCAGAUAAGUUAACAUGUUGAUGUUUGCAGCAUCUAACUUCCUGCUUCUCAUUCAGACGAUGUUAGUCUCACCGUAGAUUAAAGUCUGAGAGGAGUAGCUUAUUUGUCCUCUAAACACUUAACUAAUCAUGAAACAGCAGAGGACUCCCCCUCCUCCUCCUCCUCCUCCUCCUCCUCCUCCUCCUCCUCUUGUGAGAUGGUGUGUAUCUGCAGCCGGACGGUCAACGCCACAGAAACCUUCCUCACGUUGCCUUAAAGAGUCUGUGCAGUGUGUGUGUGUGUCAGUGUGUGUGUGUGUGUCAGUGUGACCCCAUGUCUCUGCUGUGUCCAGACGGUCUCUGUGAGUCCAGUAGAGACCAUGAUUUAGAUGUGAUGCUCAGUCUCACCUGCUGCAGUUUGCAGGUCUGUAGAGCGUCACACACACCUGACCUCCCUGCACCUGUCCCCGCUCUGAGCUCACUGAUGUUCUGAAAGAUCAAACUAAAUGUGUGUGUGUGUGUCCUCCCUAUACUGUAAAGACGGGACCCCCUGCUGGUACACACAUGCCACUGCAUACACUCCCAUGAACACUGAUCCAUGUGGACGCUGUUACACUCCGUCUCUGUCUUAAACCGCCUGUGUCCUCUGCCUCAUCUCUCUUCUGUCCUCAGUCCUCAGAGCUGAUUGGUCCAAACCGGUCCCCAGCUGAACAUCAUGCAUUCAUUCUGCUGCUCCUGAUACUCUUAAAUAGUGCUGACUGCAGUAACCUGCAGAGGUCAAAGGUCGUGUGUCACUCCUGUUAUAUCUAGUAUUUACUGUCAGAUGUUGUUCUGUGACAUCACACCUGUAUGCUACUGUAACAUACCUGUGGCAUGUUAGUGUGUGUACUCCGUGUGUGUGUGUAGAGACACGCAGAGAGCCUGAACUACACGUGUGUUUCUACCGAGAGCUCCCUGUAUCUGUGUGUGUGUGUGUGUGUGUGUGUGUGU